CUUGUGGUAAGAUGCCAUGGAAAGAGACAAAUUAAGUAACUAGCUUUGCAAGCAACUAUCCUUUCCGAAGCUGCUUCCUUGCGACGGUUAUGCACCAAUAGCUUGUUAAAUAUAUUAUCUUAUUGCUAGAGCCGUAGAGGGUAGUGCCUGUGGCCUGGAACGCACAGUCCGCAGUUCCUUGGUCAGGGUCUAAUGGACGACUCCUUCUACCGCGAAGAUGAUGGGUUUUCGGGAGAGCUCGGAGAUGGAGAGCAAUUUCAGGGGACGGCAAGGUCAACAGUAGUUCAGAACCAACCACAUGAUGAGGAGGUGAACCUCAGUGAAUCUGAGAGCUUCGCUGGCGCAGACGAACCUCCAGCGGUGCCUAGAGAUGCGUCGUUGAUAGAGUCCCACGACAUGGACGAGGGGCCCGCUGCGCCAGCGCGGACGAUCUCCCCGGAGGCAUAUGACACCUCCUCCGCCAAACACGGAGCUCCCUUGGCGGCUCUGGCCUCAGGACAAGGAGGCGCUGGUGGAGGGGACGACAGUGCCCCCGUGGGGGCGUACAACGCGCAGGAGUAUAAGCACUUAAACGUGCCGGAUGACGUGCGGGAGCUGUUCCAGUACAUUGGCAGGUACAAGCCGCAGACAGUGGAGCUGGAGACUAAGCUCAAACCCUUUAUUCCCGAUUACAUACCAGCGGUGGGCGGGAUCGAUGAGUUCAUCAAGGUGCCGCGGCCCGACGGAAAGCCCGAUUACUUGGGCCUCAAGGUGCUGGAUGAGCCGGCUGCCAAGCAGUCAGAUCCCACCGUACUUACACUUCAACUGCGGCAGCUCUCUAAGGAAGCGCCGGGUGCGAAGGCUGACAUGGUGGGCCGAUUGGAGCACGCGGACGAGAACAAGGCAAAAAAGAUUCAGCAAUGGAUUGGUUCGAUUCUGGACAUCCACAAAGCCAAGCCACCGGCCAGCGUGUCGUACAGCAAACGGAUGCCCGAAAUCGAGGCGCUAAUGCAGGAGUGGCCGCCGGAGGUGGAAACUUUCUUGAAGACCAUGAAAAUGCCGUCGGGCGAUGUGGAAUUGGACAUCAAGACGUACGCCAAGCUGGUUUGCACCUUGCUGGAUAUCCCUGUGUACGACGACCCAAUCGAGUCACUGCAUGUUCUCUUUACGCUGUACCUAGAAUUCAAGAACAACCCCAUCUUCCGGCAGCACAUGGAGAUGGAGAACAAGCUAGAUGGCAUGGCGACCGUGGGGCCCGGCACCGCAGACGUGCUUGGGCUGUGAGCAGGCCCAGGAGAAGACGAGUUGUGUUGGCGUUCUGUGCAAGCAUAGCGUUCUGUGCAUUAUAUGGUUUGUGUGCCCCGCGGCUUUGGGUGUCGGAAAUGGUGGAGGGACUUGAAGGGCCUGGUGUUCAAGUAGCUAGGCAUGUACAUACACUCGGGUUCUCUCCCCACACGGCGUUGGUGGCGUAUAUGGCUGACUUGCUUCGUUACAUAUGCUUAUGCUUAAUUACUGUAUAAAAGUGGAAAUGAUAAGUGUGGCGUUGUACGCCGAGCUGCGAUCAAGGCACGUCCCAUGCUAUGCAACCAUGACACUU
This is a messenger RNA of Volvox carteri f. nagariensis, 1576 nucleotides long. RefSeq lists its product as uncharacterized. Gene Ontology annotation, cellular component: intraciliary transport particle B; centrosome; motile cilium. Lineage: Eukaryota; Viridiplantae; Chlorophyta; Chlorophyceae; Chlamydomonadales; Volvocaceae. Gene Ontology annotation, biological process: cilium assembly; intraciliary transport. The coding region runs from base 193 to 1263 and encodes 356 amino acids. The record is from RefSeq and is a predicted model, not a curated record. The transcript has 8 exons.